This is a messenger RNA of Plodia interpunctella (Indianmeal moth), 2272 nucleotides long. RefSeq names its product humpty dumpty (gene hd). NCBI's taxonomy places the organism in Eukaryota, Metazoa, Arthropoda, Insecta, Lepidoptera, Pyralidae. The record is from RefSeq and is a predicted model, not a curated record. The coding region runs from base 176 to 1867 and encodes 563 amino acids. Gene Ontology annotation, biological process: nuclear DNA replication. Gene Ontology annotation, cellular component: nucleus. The transcript has 10 exons.
CUGCUGUUGCGUUUGCGCAUCAAUAUCGUUCGUUCAUUUGGUUGGUUGGUGUUUAGUUUGGUAAGAAUGGGUUGGAAUAAACAAAUAAUGUAAACGCUUAUUGUGACUGAAGAUUUUGGUUAAGUGCUUUCAGGAUUUUUAUUAAAAUAUCACAGAACUGUGUUUAUACAAGACAAUGGAGCCGACUUCACCAUGGAAAAGACCAAGCGAGGUGAUGCAGUUACACAAACUGAAGAAACGGAAAAAAGCGUUGCAGGAACGCAUGAAACAACCAUUACCCUCAACAAGUGAAGAAGCUAAAGAGUGUAAAAAUGAUGUAGACUUAAAUUUCUCUCGACUGAUGAAUGGAGAUAAGAGGAAAAAUCCAUUUUCGAAAAAUAAUUCACAAGACAAGAAGCUAAAGUUAGAUUCAGACUCCCCUCAAGAUGAGUCCAGUGACAGAACAUUGUUUGCUAUUCUGAAUUUACCAGCCAAAGUGGAGAAACCAGUGCAAGAGGUGGACACUGAGAAACUAUCCACAUUCUCCAACUUGUUACAGAAGUUCACAGCAGAACAUUCUGUGGAACCGCAAAUAAUAGAAAAAAAAUACAAACAUUUACCCAUUGACUGGGCGUUGAAAACCAAAGUUAGAUUAAUGUCCCCCAAACCAUUUGCAUGGACUUCAAAGUUAAAAGCCAGUGAAGAAGCUUCUGGAAUAACAGGUUUCGUACGCUGCCUCGACACCACGUCAUCGCCGACGCUAGACACGUCUCCGCGCGCACUGUUCCACCAAACCAGUUUGUACUGGCAACACCCGCACCUGCCCUGGCUGCAGCUGUACCCGCGCUCGUCGGGCAGGGUCGCCGCCACCAGCUUCAUGGCCACUAACGACGAAGUCAAGCAGGCAUUGCUCAGGGAGUGGACUGAGAGCUUUAGAUCCCUGUUUCAGCUACUUCGCGCACUUCACUGUCCGUACUUCUACCUGUGCGCGAACACGUUUACGUGCGUUUUCCGCGCUGCCGGUGUUUGCGGGGAGUCGCAGCCCUGCGCGCUGCUGGCGCCCACCACCAGGGGCUUCCGGCAGACGCUGCGCCAGGAAGAUGUUGAAUUCACAAUGCCACUGCGUCCCGACAGCAAGAAAAAGCUGAACACCUCUGAAGAGGAGCGCAAGAACUCCUCGUUCGACAGCUGCUACGACACCAUGGACGAGAAGACGCAGGAGACACACGAGUCCGGAGACGAGGACCCGGACCAGUUCCUCUCUCAGCUUGGUCUUGAAAAUGAUCUCAUUAAAAAGAUUAACAAUACUCAGACGCGGAUGACCCACAACGCGGAAAGCAGUGUAGACAGCGCGGCGGAGUCCCUGAUAUUCGUGCGGGGGGCGGAUGCGCAGGCGCUGUUCAACUUUCUGCUCAACUGCAAGUCUAUAGUCAGCCCCACGGGGCCCUUUGCGGGCGUCCCGCCCACUUUGCUGUCCCCCACGGCCUUCCAUGGCGGGACGUUGCAAUCGCUCAAGGUUCGCGAGAACACGCUACACUCUGAUAGCAAGAAGUACUACUCGAUAGAGCUGCGCGGACCCAUCCUGCCCACGACAGUCCACUCUUUGCUUAACGUCCUCCGGACUAGCUCCGCGGCGCAGUUCAGCGCUACCUUCGCACAUCAUCAGCCCACGCUGGCUUUCUCUUGGGCGGCUAAGAAUAUUGCGGAAGACGAAUCAUCAAAAGAAAACGAGCCCAACCUGUUCAGCAAAGCGUUCAACAAAGAAAACCUCUCAGACUGCGGGAUCAGCGAGGCGAUGUUACAGCACUUCUGUUCCCCCGACCCCUCUCUGGUCCAAGCGCUCGACAGCGUCAAGUACAACCCUGAAGACGACACCUACACCUGGUGACGUCAAACGCAACAUUGUCUUUUGCCCACUGCUGGGCAAAAACCUCCCCAUAUUCGCCCAGUCUUGUGCCGGACACCAACGGGCUGGUGGUUUAUGAUGAAAUAAGAUUUUCGUCGAGUGACUUUCAAGUCCAUGUUUUUAUUUACUAAAUGAUCUGUAAUAGUGUCGACAUUGGCUAUUUGUCUGUAUAAAAUGUAUGUUCGUAAGAAGAGUUUUCUUUCCGUUACAACCAAAUUCAACAAAAAGAUCUAAAGUAACCACUCAUUCAAUUUUACACAACAUAUUAAACCAGACAAAUAGCCUGUAAGGAAAUAUUUUAUCAGAGAUCAAAUAAAUUGAUGGAUAUCUUAACUUAUUACUUAUGUUUAUAAUCAUUGAGAUCAUUAAUUAAACAAUGUUAAAUAC